AUGGUGAGCGAGAACUCUGCUGAACUAAAUGCAGUAAUUCAAAGUGCAAUGAACAAGCUAAAGGAGACCAACGAUUUAGAGGCUGUUCGUGUUGAACUACCAACAGACAUUUUGUACUGGCAGUCUCUUUUAGAGUUUAUUGAAAAUCCUGCAACUUCAGCACGUGUCUUCAAAUGCAGAUUCUACAGAACUAUCUCGGAAGUCAAGCCUGCUGAAAGUGCACUAAAAGAAUUGGGUAUAGAUGAUAGUUUAGUCUCUACAGAAGGAGAUUUAGUUACUGUUAUAGUUUUGUGGAUCGAAAAUCUGCUUUUAAAUCCAUUUGGGAUUUUUAAAAUACUCAGUGAAAGACAAUUUAAUUUCCUAACUGAUUUUUUAAUAUCCUUCGUCGUGGAAUGUACCAAAUCUACUGUAAUUGGACACAAUGUUAGGAAGAAUGAAAUCAAUCUAAAAUGGGCAGUGAAGAAGCACAUUCUACGAUGCCUUGCGCUUCUUGCAAAAUCAACACUGAACACAUCUGAUUCACCAAUGCAUAAGACUAGGGAAGUCUACACUGUAAACACCGAUCAUACUUCAUAUGCUGUCUUUGGCCAUCCUGUUUCUGCUGUUUCUUUCUACUGCUUCCUAAAGCAUCUAUCCAUAGUGUAUGGAGAAUUACUUCAAACCAAUCCAACCAGUGAUCUUAUUUUAAACUUUGAAGACGAUGAAUCCUUAGUUGUCAAAAGAUACAAAAUAAAGAUACUCAGCAAUAUUUCGAACGAGAGGAAUGUACUCGAUAGUCUUAGAGUGCUGUUGACGAUGAUAAACCAUGAAAGCUCAAGGCUAGGAUGGACUCUGUGCAAGGCUAUUCAUAGAAUGAGCAGAUCAAUAGAUAGAAAGUCUUUAGUUUGUGAUCUAAUAGAAUCACUGGGGCAAAGAAUAUUCUCUAAUGAGCAGUGCUGGAUAAACGUGCUUACUAUUAUUUCUUUUAUUGUUCUUGAGAUGGGCAAUGACGUUGAAGAGCCUCUGUUUGAUGAUUUUAAUUUUGUAAAUAUUGCACUGUCUUAUGAUAAUGAAUUUGUACAGAAAAGCUCAAGCCUGAGAGAGUCGGCAUUGUUUUUUGUGUGGUCCGUGGUUAGGUCCACUGCUUGCAUAGCAUUAGAACAGUAUAAUCUUGAUAGUGUUAUUUCUCGAGUAGUUUUCAUGUCCCUAUUUGACCGCGAGUUUAUUUGCAGACGCGCAGCUGCAAAUGUACUUCAAGAAAUUUUAGGAAGAAUGGCGGUAAAUGAGAACAGUCUAAGCAAAUAUCCACUGCUGUUGGAGCCAGAGACCUUGUUUACGAUUAACGGUAGUUCAGUAAAACGAAGACCUGAGUGCCUUAAAAGUUUUUCACAAAUCAAACACAAGACACCCUUUGAGCCAUUUGUCUUCAAUUCCUUGUACUCUUUUGAUAAAGAAACAAGAGAGAUGUCUGCUUCAGCAGUUGCAGCAUACUUCGAUCCUUUCAAGGUUCCUAUAAAAUACAAAACUGUUUCUGAAGUUGAUGGGACUCAUUUACUAAUCAAUGAAUGCAUUCAUAAUUCUAAUAGUGGCACAGAGCAUAAAUGUAGCAAUGGAAGAAACGACCAAGAAACAACACUCUGCCUGUCAAAUAUUAUUGACAACUUUGGAUCUUUCAUUAAUUCAUUUUCCCUCACAAAUUUGACUUAUAAAAUUAGAAACAUGGACUUGGCUAUUGAGUCGUACUUAAAAAUAGCCAAGUACUUUGAUUUGUCAGUAUUUUUUACAAACUUCAUUUUUUUAGUCAACAGGAAUUUUAGUCCAGUUUCAAUGCAAGGAUCCAGCCAGGUACUUUUUGAAAAUCCAGAAUUUUCAAGGAGGCUCUUUGCUUUAAUCAAUAAAAACAGCACUUCAGUCCUUGUAAAUUCAAACAAUCGUCUAUUUAAGGCAGAAGUCUUGAGAAAAUACACAGAAAACCUUGAAAAGCGCAUAUUGAUACAGCAUUCCAUUGAAGCCAUUACAUUAAUGAAGCAUUUCCCACUUUACGACCAUCCAUUAAUUAGCCUUAUAAAAGACUAUUUGUCUGACUACUCUGUUGAUUUUAACGGGGAUAUUGGAUAUUUUAAUAGAAGAGCGUCCUUUUUGUAUUUUCUAGAGCACUAUCCGAAAUACGAUUGA
Vittaforma corneae ATCC 50505 is the source of this 2154-nucleotide messenger RNA. RefSeq lists its product as uncharacterized. The record is from RefSeq and is a predicted model, not a curated record. Gene Ontology annotation, molecular function: GTPase activator activity; beta-tubulin binding. The transcript has a single exon. Gene Ontology annotation, cellular component: lateral plasma membrane. Gene Ontology annotation, biological process: microtubule cytoskeleton organization; post-chaperonin tubulin folding pathway; bicellular tight junction assembly. Lineage: Eukaryota; Fungi; Microsporidia; Nosematidae. Bases 1 to 2154 code for a protein of 717 amino acids.